Mangifera indica (mango) is the source of this 1944-nucleotide messenger RNA. RefSeq names its product F-box/kelch-repeat protein SKIP20-like. Gene Ontology annotation, biological process: negative regulation of cytokinin-activated signaling pathway; regulation of phenylpropanoid metabolic process. The transcript has 2 exons. Gene Ontology annotation, molecular function: protein binding. The record is from RefSeq and is a predicted model, not a curated record. Bases 199 to 1578 code for a protein of 459 amino acids. Lineage: Eukaryota; Viridiplantae; Streptophyta; Magnoliopsida; Sapindales; Anacardiaceae.
CAGGUUAUGCUCAUGGUCUCUCUCUCCCCUUCUCUCUAUUGGUUCUAUAUAAAUGUCUUCACAUGUUCACAGCGUCCCUCGCCCUUCUGAAACACUCUCAAUUCAUGAUUCUCUUUAAAUCUCACUAACAAUUUAACCACCAGUCCACCCUUUUUCUCUUCUCAAUUUCUUUCAAUAUAGAUACAUAUUUUCUUCAAAAUGCUAGAACUUGCACAAAGGAACUUAAUUCCAAGCCUCCCAGAUGAGCUUGCCAUGGAAUGUUUAAUAAGAGUCCCUUACAAAUUCCAUUCCGAUAUGAAAUCAGUUUGCCAUACUUGGCAAAACUUGCUCUCUAGUCGUUCAUUUUAUCAACAAAGAAUCAAAUCCGGCACUGCUGAACAACUUGUCUGCCAAAUCCAGCCUCUCCCUUCUCCAGCUCCACCCUCACAGCAGGAAAAAGAAGAUUCAACUCUUGUUGUUUCUGAGUUUCCAAGAGUCGGAAACGUCAAGAAAGAAGAUGAAGACCAACAACAACAACAAAUACAAGAAAUUAGCAACACCCCACUUCAAUAUGGGCUCAGUAUCUACAACUGCAACAAUCAAACCUGGCAAAGGAUCAGACCAAACAUUGGUUCAGGUAAUAAUAAAACAUGGGGAGUUCCAAUGUUUUGUCAGUGUAUAUCACUUCAAUCUUGUGGAAAGUUGUUGCUUUUAGGUGGUUGGGACCCUACCACACUUGAACCAGUUCCUGAUGUGUAUGUUCUUGACAUGGUUAAAGGCCCCAGCUGGAGGCGUGCGGCCCCUAUGUUAGUUGCGCGUUCUUUCUUUGCAUGUGCAGUGGUUGGAGGGAGUCAAGUUUAUGUGGCGGGAGGGCAUGACAAUCAGAAGAAUGCUUUGAAAUCGGCAGAAGUUUAUGAUGUUAAGGCUGAUGAGUGGAGGAUGUUGCCUGAGAUGGAAGAAGAGAGAGAUGAAUGUCAAGGGAUGUGUUGGGAUGGUGAUGAUAGGUUUUGGGUUGUGAGUGGUUAUGGCACUGAAAGUCAAGGGAGUUUCAGGAAUGAUGCUGAGUGUUAUGAUCCUGCAACUGGGAUUUGGUCUAAAGUUGACGGAGUUUGGCCAUUUCCUAGUAUUAGCCCCAGAGGCACCACAACUCCAAUUACUUCUAAUAAUAGUACCAGUCUAAAGCAAUGUCAGUGGCUGUGGUUCUUGUCAAAAGAGCAACAAAUAUUGCAGCAACAACAACAUGGAGGGGUAAAUUCGAUUGCAAAAGAGUGUGAAGCUAAGGAGAAGAAACGGAAAAUGGUGAGUUCAAUUGUUGGACUUCCCAAUACUAUUACUGGGACAUCUCCGUGUAUAAGUGUGACAGGACUUGGAGAUUGUGCCAUAGUUAAUAAUAGUUGUCAGCAGAAGGUGUUUGUGAUGACUGGAAAUGGAAGUAGAGGAUCAUCAUCAUCAACUGAAUCAACAUGCAGUGAAUGCGAAGGAGAAGGGGCUUUCAUAGUGGAAAGAGAUAAUAAGAAUGGUAACACAAAGUGGACUCAUGUGCACAUGCCUGCUGACUUUUCUGGCUUCCCAUACUCUGCCUCUCACAUCCUUAUCUAAGAAAGAAACUUGAGGUUUUUUGUCUUGUUCUUAUCACCAUGAAUUAAGUUAGAUUGAGAGAGAGUUAAGUUAGACUAGCUGUUAAAUGUAACAUAUGGGUGUUUUCAUUAGAGAUGAGAUGUAUUAUGGGUUAAAGUUUUGUGCUUUUUGGGUACUGAGGUAUAAUAGAUGGAGAUGGGGCCUCUAUCGGCACUUUUUCUUAUCAAUUAUUGAGCCAGGUAGUUGACCGUUGUCAGUUUGGUGAUCUAUAAUUAUCUAUUAGAAUGAGCUUACACAAAUUCUGGGUCAAGCGGCCUUGUGCUAAACAUCUUUAGUUUUGUGUAGAAAAUAAUCUUUUGGCCAAGAAUAGUACCAACCUUUGAUUGA